Molecule: messenger RNA, 1038 nt
Organism: Penicillium verhagenii
Lineage: Eukaryota; Fungi; Ascomycota; Eurotiomycetes; Eurotiales; Aspergillaceae
Product: elongin A domain-containing protein
Exons: 3
Coding region: 1-1038 (345 amino acids)
Biological process (GO): transcription elongation by RNA polymerase II
Cellular component (GO): elongin complex; nucleus
Source: RefSeq, a predicted model, not a curated record
AUGCCGGUCCCGUCAUUAUUACAGUUGGCUACGGCCACCGCUAUCAAACAUGUCAAGUCUUUGGACGAUAUUGGAGAGCUGCCUUACAAGCUCGUUCGUCCUAUCCUUAUGAAAGUGGAUAAUCCAGAGAAGCUGCACGCUAUGGAACUCCUCUCCCCACAUCUCAUCGGCGAGGACCAAGAACUAUGGAUCGACUUCAUCAAGCGCGACAUCCCAGAAUGGGACCGCAUCCGACAGGAGCUCCCCAAAGAGUCAACCCAAUGGUACGAAAUCUACUGCGACCUUCGCGAAGAUGUUCAACGGGCUCUGGAAGCCGAUGCCGAACAAAUGAAGAUGGCACUGGACGGAAUCAAGUCAGCGCGAACACGGUUGACACCGAAGAUCAUUUCGGGGGCUCAAGCUCGUGCAUCGCGUUCGUCAAAAUCGAUAUUCCGCCCGCGCCCCUUCUCCGGGUUCUCUGGGGUUUCUGCUGCCGAUAGGAAGAAGUCCGCCAUAUUCAGCGCGCCGCGGAGAAACAACGCACUGGCUGUCCCGACAAAGAAUCUCAGCAACCGUGCAUCACAGGUCAGGAAAGCCCCGAGAUCCCUCAUCGAAGAGCAUCGGCAGCCAUCUGGAGCGCCAGCCAAAUCUCCUCUUCCGAUGAGGCGAGAUCAAGGGGCGGAGGAACCUAGUGUUUCAGACCGCUCGAGACCGAUAGUGCCAGGUGGCUGGCAACCGCCCAUUCCCUCUGCUCUGGCUGAGAGGGAGGCCAGACUUAGAGCCGCUAAAGGUCAGCCGCCCGGUUCAGAGGGCACAAGGCAGCCUUCCAGUUCUCGUCCGUUGCCACCAUCAUCUUCGUCCAGGCCGACUGCUUUGAAGCGCUCUGCGGAGUCUCCGCUGCCGUCGCGGAUGGCUUCGUCAUCCGAUUCUUUGCCUAGGGCAUCGAGUCAGAAUAAUGGACCAUCAACUUCCGCCCCGGCCCCUGCGCGCCCAGUUAUGCCCGUUCGGAAAAGACCCGACAGUGUCUUUAUCCAGCCAAAGCGGCGACGUGUUGAUUGA